AUGAUCAUUGACAGAAGAGAACACCUACAGCGAAUGGAGUUGGCUGCACCAAUCAAGUCAUUGAUUGAUGAUUUGACCAACUCUAAGGAAGAAGAAUUCAUAAAUUUGUUAAAAUCAAAUUUGAAAUGGAAAAGACCCAGAGGUGACCUAUUGCAUUGGAUACCAACUCUCAAUCGCAUUGAUGAGAUUCUUGCUAAGUAUAUUAAGGAAUAUGAUUUGGAGAACGAAUUUCCGAAGUUACGUCUCAUUCCGGAGACAGAAGCAGAUGUUAUUGUGACGUGCCUAGAAUUUACAAACACGUUACUCAGUAAUUGUUCAGACAAGCAUAUCUACUCCAGUAUGGAAAGAAUUUACGCUUUAAUCAAUACACCCACAGUUGAUGUAAGGCUAAAGGCAUUGGAGGUUGCGGUCUUACUUGGUGAAAAAUUUGUGUUGACGGGGGCAUCUCGCUAUUCCGCUCCAAAAGAAGCAAGAGACAAGAUACUUGAAAUUGCAAAAGCCUUCCCUCCCUUGGUUCCGGCAGAAUGUAAUCUGAGGCAAAUCGAAAGCGAACAAAAGGAUUCAAAUGAGAAGUCAAGUAUUAUAGGAGAUCAUUACAACUUUGUGGAUACUUUGCAACCUACAAAGGUGCUUCCAAAAAAGUGGAAAAGUAUCAACUUUCAAUAUUACAAGUCCACAGUAUCACAGACCAAAACCGGGGAGCUGGCCCAGCCAACAACUCCUAGUCUGAACAAGGAAAAGUCCGAAAAAGUGGUUGUGUCAGAAGGUUUACAAAUUUUCUCGGUUCCUGAGGAGUCCGUUUCUAGAAUGUCUUUGGAACAAAUAUUUUUGAGAGGAAUGGAAAUUUUGCCAAAGAACUCUUGGUUUGGCUUCAGCUUGGCAUCGGAGGUUGCAAAAUCUUUCAAUACGCAAUCCGAAAAUGCAUUCACACUUAGGGAGAAACUAACCCAAAUGAAAUGCUUUGCUGCUGCCUUCACGUGCUGCAUGUUAUCACACCAGAAUGCUUCAACAAAGUUACUUGAGGCCGAGCCUUAUAUUUUGAGUUUCCUUGUAGACGCCAUCCUGCCAGAAAAUAGUGACCACGUACCAAGACCCGUGUUUUAUGCUGCAAUGAAAGCACUUGAGUGUAUUUCUAUGAAGAAAGUAUGGGGAAGCGAUAUCUUGAGAUGUAUGGGAGGAAAUGUAAGUCAUGGAGUUUUAUUUCAAUGUUUGAGAAGUAUAAAAGCUUAUGUUGCCGAGGAUAAUGAUGAUUACUAUGAGGAAGGAAAUAUACUUUUCUUCAACAUGCUUGGUAACAUGAUAAAUACAAAGAGCAUUUUGCCGCGUCUUGCAUCUGGUGGAUUGCUCAAUGACUUGAUGCCCUUUUUGGAUAUUCGUUCAAAGUACAAGUGGACUUGUUCUGCUGCAGCUCACCUGCUUUCCUUGUACAUUGCAGGUUUAUCCGAGUCCCUCGAUGAGUUCAUUGCAAAUGACGGUUUCAAUUCAUUAAUUAACGAUAUUCAAUUUGAGGUGGACUCUGCACUUGAUAGUCCACAAGACGAUGGUAUUUAUGGCGAAUGCCCACCGUAUACAAAAAUUCCGUUAAGAAAAGCCAACUUUUUGAGAAAUUUGAUGAAGUUUGUUGCUGAUCUCCUUAACUCAGAUCACGGAGAUAGGCUUCGGAAUUUAUUUGAUUCACCAAUACUUUUGAGCUUCAACAAAGUAAUCAGCAAUCCAGAAAUUUUUGGUCCUGCUAUAUUGGCAUGUACUAUAGAUUCUGUAUUUUUUAUCAUCCAUAAUGAGCCUACUGCAUUUUCAAUUUUGAACGAGGCAAAUGUUAUUGAUACGAUCCUAGACAACUACAGAAAAUUAUUCAUCCCUUCCGGGCAGUUAUUGAUGUCACUUCCAGAAGUACUUGGUGCCAUUUGUUUAAACAAUGAGGGUUUAAAGAAAGUCAUUGACAAAAAAAGUAUACCCAUAUUUUUCGAAACUUUUUAUCAACUUCCAAUAGCAAAAGUUUUGGUCAAAUCUGACAUGGCUACGAAUUUAGGAUGCUCCUUUGAUGAGUUGGGUAGACAUUACCCAAGCCUCAAGCCUAUGAUUUUGAAGCAAGUACUGAAGUUGAUUGAGCAGAUCAUGAUUUAUGUGGAUGAGCGAAUGGAGGGCAUAAAAUUGUACGAGUCAUCAUCUGGCUCCUUCUAUAAUUCCAAAGAAGAGGACUCAAAUGUUAAAGUAGACAAUGACUCAGAAAUAGAAAGCUGGGACAAAAAUGAGUGCUGUAUUUUACUCGAUAACGUUUUUUUCUUUCUCGGAGGGUUGCUACAAGAGAGCGGACUGUGGGGUGAGGACGUUGCACGUGAGAUUAAUUUCGCCAAAUGGCUCAAGUUUUUGACCAUCAAAAAAGCGCCUUAUGAUUACUUUUUAUCCAAUGGAAUUUCUUCCUUGAUGGGUAUUUUCAAGUACUUUGAUGAUGAGGAUAGAGAUUAUGGUUUCCCAAUGAUAGUUGAAAAACUUAGACUAAUGCUUGAGCUCAAGGUUGUUGAAGAGUACCUCAACUUUGCCGGCGAAGGAUCUUUUUUUGAUACCAUUAGUAAGGCUGAUGGAACUGAGCUUUUACAAAAUUUGGGUGAAAUAAAUGUGUUACUUUUUGCCUUGACUGAGAUUUACAUAAAUUUGGGAUUACUUUUUACCGAAAGAAUUAAACAAAUUGUUGAUAUGUUUGGAUCGCAUCAAAUCUUUGUGCAGAGAUUGUUUUUGCUUUUGCAACGAAGCGUUAUUGAAGAGACAAUUUUAAGAAAUAGAACCCCAGACGAGGUGUUGAAAAUGACAUCUAAUUUCCCCAACGACAGUCCUCCCUUACAAAUUAAUGUUUGCGACCCAGCUGACACCAAAAUGGAUACCAGUGGUACCAAUCCCAAAUUCAAAAACACCCUACAACUUCGUACACUAAAUUACUAUUUCCAAGGCUAUAUUGCUCUUAUAUUUGCUUCCAUUGUCAGAACAUGCAUCCCUCGCAGAGUUGAUCAUGCACACCACCAAACAAAAAGAGAUGCGGUGUCAUUGUUGUUAUGUAUCGCAAAUUUGAUGACUGGUGCAUAUGAGCAACCAAUGGAGUCAAAGUACAAUAAACAUUGCUACAUUUUGGCAAUAUCGAAUGUCAACUUAUAUAUCCUUAGUCAAAAGGAGCGAACAAGAGAAACUGUCUAUAUCCCACUUGCAAUUGCAUUGUUCCAAUCGUCAUUUUACCUGGUGUUGAGGAGGGUUACUCAAAAUUUAUGGCAAGAUUUAUUACUCAUGGACCCACAUGAAGUUCAAAAAACUGCAGAACUCAAAUACAUUUGUGCAAAUGAAAGCAGUAUUAUAAAGAAUGCAAUUAGCCAAAACUUAAUGAUAUUUGCAAAGAGUGUCAAUGAGUCGGAUUUGGGAAACUUUCCAUUUUGUAAAUCAUACUAUCUGAAUAAACCAUUUGGCCCUUUAGAAAGAGGUAUUACGAUGUCAUUCUUGGUUCAGGUCUCUUUCGAGGCAUUGAAAUUGACAUAUGAAUUAACAAUAUCAGUAAUUGGCACAACUGACGACAAAGUCAUAAAACAGAAUAUCCCAACACCUUUAGUUGAGCAGGUGAUCUUUAUUGCAUCUCAUCUGUAUCAAGAAAGCGAACACCCAGACAAUUUUGCUCCUUUGGACGUUAGACGAGUCUUCCCUGAUCUGGAUCAAGUUGCAUACCUUAUCUCAUUGGGUAUGUCAGAGUCUCAGGCUGAACAUUAUUUUGAUCACGAACUGGAUUUGACAGCGUUACGCGAGGGAAGAGCGAUUUCUUGUCAGGAGUUUGACAAUUUCACACAAAGUGAUUGGAAAACUUUCACUGAUGAAUAUAGGUCAGCAGAUGUGGAUUUUUCCUUGGACGAAGGAGAUUAUCUCACUUCAAGACAAAUCUUUGAUGAAUGCAGAAAAAUUUGGAAGAUUUUGGAUGGAAAAUGGAUUCUGCUCGCGGUCGUUUACCCCAAGGCCACUAACUUGAUUGCAGAUCUUCUUGUUACGUUGAAAGAGAGUCAACGCAUCGACAAGCUUAUCGACGAAGCCUCAACACCAGGGAAUUUGAGUAACGAACAGUAUGUUGUGUACUUACAUCUUAUAUCAGUGUUGCUUCAAAAGAAAGAAUAUGCACAUAAGAAUGCGUUGAAUAAGGUGAGCGGUCUAUUUAGCACGUCCUCAAUUGGGCCUUCUGCUGUGGAUGAACCAUUCUACCAAUACCUAAUGGCGAUUUUUGAGCAAAAGUUAGUAGAGGAAGAUGUACCUCCAGCAGAGCCUACAAAACAUGAAGAUAUCAAGCAUAAAGCGGAUCGAAGCACGAGUGACAUUAAAGCCUUGAAGGAGUUGUUUGUACGAGAGAUUUCUAAAAUUGACAAGAUAUCUGAUAUCAAAUCUGCGAAUGGUGUAUCUCGUGUUAUUGCAUUGCUUGCAAAGGAUUAUACGCUUGCUAAAGAGAUUUCAAAUUUACCAGUAUUAGGAGGAUUGAUUAAAGUAGCGAGAAAUACUGGAGAGGAAACGACGGUCUUGGAGUCGCUUAAAACUAGUAUUGUUUUGAUUAUGCGCUACUGCUUCGAAACGAAAGAGGUUGUUGAAAGUUAUAUGAAGCCUGAGUUGGCCAAACUUUUGGGUUCUAGCUUCAAACUGACGAAAAACCUUAGAGUGUUACUUAAAGACAGUAUGCCAUUAGUGUUCCGUGAUCCACAAGCCUUGACUGAGACCGUAUCGGAGAGCAUUAUCCUUGAAGGAUACAACGGACAAGACUCUUCUUUAACAUAUGGUGAUUUGGUUGUCACAAAAUCGGAGAAGACUCUACCUUCUGAAGAGAGUGAAACGCCAAGUGAGACCAAUCCAAAAACCCUUGAGCUUGGAUCAGUUAUGAAUCUCUUGUUAACAGAAUUAAUGAGUGUGGUUAAGAGCGAUUGGGUGUCAGAUCCAGAGAAUGAUGCUAAGAAGAACGAAAAGGAAAAAGAAAAACACACUGAUAUUUUUGCAAACUCAAACUUUGCAUAUUUGUGUUUCCUCUUGCAAACUAUUGCCGAGCUUUUGGGAUCAUACAAGCAAGCCAAAUUUGAUUUCCUUACAUUUUCAAAGAAAAGGCGCGGUGACGUGAAGCCAAGGUCAACAUCAUUGAACUUUUUCUUACAUCAAUUAAUUCCCACUCAGCUGUUGAGUGCGACGGGCCUGGAGUUGGAAAGAAGAACAGCUGUUUCGUCAACUGCAAAAAUGGCAUUGAUGUGCUUGAUUUCGUCACCCAUUCUGGAUAUUCGAAACGGAUCCAAUCUGAAGAAAGAGGACCCCGACCUUGCGCUAAUACGAAGAUUUGUGGUUGAUUUGGUGGCAAAGGUGAUGAAAGAUACAUCCCAAUUGAACGUUGUUGCUCGUUCAAGAUACGGCAAGUUGUUGGACUUGUUUGAACUCAGCGGUCUGUUGAUAUCACCAAAGUUUCGUGACACCAUUGGCCCUUUGCUCAACAAAGAAGCCAUUCAAUACGACAUAUACCACAUAUCCAAGGUCUAUAUUGAAAAGCAAUUACCCGCAAUGUUGACCAAUUUAAUUGCCGAAUUUGACUUGAACUUUCCAGAAAUUGAUAAAGUUGAAAAGGCUGCUUUGAAGCCCAUAACACAUUUGGGCAAAAACAAAGUUGAUUUUCAAGAGCUCUUUGCCGAAGACGGCCAAGAUGAAAAUGAUGAUGAUGAUAUUGUUCCUGACGAUGAAAACGAAGAUCGCGAUGAUACGCCUGAUUUAUUCCGCAAUUCCACAUUGGGUAUGUAUGAUGUGGAUGUUGAUAGUGAAGAAGAUGAAUAUUACGACGAGGAUGGACAUUUAAUGAUAUCCGCGGAGGCAUCAGAUUCUAUGGAAUCUGCAUCAUCUUUUGAUUCAGAUCAGGAAGAUGAACAGCUGGAUAUUGAAAUGGAUGAAGGACCUUAUGGCGAUGAUGAAGGCUCGGAAGGAAGUCUUGAUGAUAUUGAAAUAAUAGACGAGUUGGAUAUUGAUUCUUCCAGCGAUGGGGGAUAUGAAUAUGGAGAUGAUGAAGAUGGAGAUGACGAGGAUGUUGAUGUAGAGGUGGAUAUAGAAGCAGAACCCGCCAGUGGGGAAGACUACAGUGAAGAUGAGGAUGAAAGCGAAUAUGAUGAAGAUGAGUUGGAUGGAUGGAUCGAGCAAUUGGAGAGUGAAAAUGAUCUGCAAGAAGAGGAUUGGCCAAACGGACAUGGUCCUCAUCAUAGCAACAAUCACAACCACAAUCAUGGGAAUGUGCAUGUCCCCUUUCGAUUCGGUGAGUACAAUCCAGGUGAAGAUACACCAACUGAUCGUGGUUUUAGAUUCAGAAGGGAAGAUGAUCUUACGGAAAUCAGCUCAGACGAGGAUAGUGAAUCUGAAUCACAACAGGACCUUGCCGUGCUACCAUCCAACCAUGCUUUGAGACGAGUCUUUGACCAGGCAGGUAAUGGGCGAAUGGAUGGUACAUCUCCAAUAUCUUUGUUAUUAGAUGGAUUGUUCAGAGAACGGAACUUUCCUGGCUCAUUUGAAAUCAGCCAGGAUGGUACUCGAGUUACAGGGGGCACUACUAUUGGAAGACUUUUUGAAAAUAUGAUUCAAAUUGGGCAGACAGGGCGCAAUGUGGACCACACCCAUACUCUUCAUAUAAAGUCUACCAACGAGAGGUGGGUUGACGCAUUAAAGAUGUUUGAUCCUAAGGAUAAAGAAGAUUUAGUUCUGCGAGUAAUCCCUGGCAUUGUUAAUCACAUCGAAGAAAGGAGUGUCGAAGCUUACGAGCAAAAGAAAGUUGACCUUGAAAAGGCUAGAAAAGAGAAAGAAGAGAGAAGAAAGAAGCAGUUGGAAGAGGAGCAAAAGAGACGUGAGGAGGAGGCCAAACAAAGAGAGGAAAAUGCUGCCAAUGAGCCACCAAGAGAGCCAAUCUUUGUUAGAAUUGGAGAUAGAGAUGUUGACAUUAGUGGAACUGACAUAGACCCUGAUUACAUUGAAGCUCUUCCUGAAGAUAUGAGAGAGGAGGUCUUUGCACUGUAUGUUAGAGAAAGACGUGCUAAUGCCACUACAAAUGACUCUGAUGCACGGGAAAUUGACCCCGAUUUCUUGGAUGCUUUACCUGGAAAUAUACGGGAUGAAAUAUUGCAGCUGGAGUCACUAGCAAGAAGGUUUUCCGAGUGGGAUGAACCAGAAGACGCGGAUGUGAAUGCUGACAAUGUGGUAGAUGAAGAAGAUGAAGAACAAUCGAGGCCUCAAAGUUCUCAAAAUCCAUCAUCGCAAGGAGGAAAGAAGAAAUCGGGAAAGAUUUUUUUCACGCCUUUGACGGAUAAGAACGGUAUUGCUGCCAUCAUUAGGCUUCUUUUUUCACCACUAUCAAUAACCCAAAGAGAGCAAAUCUACCAUGCCCUCCAGUAUAUGUGCAAUAAUAAGCACAGCAGAGUUGAAAUUAUGAAUAUGAUGCUUGCCAUAUUGCAUGAAGCUUUUACCAAUCAACGUCUGAUGCAAAAGAUCUAUUCUCAGAUUUGCAGUCGAGCACUAGGUGGUAAAGAGGCGAAAAGUAGAAUUCCCUUGAACACUACCCAAAUAUCGACAGGAAUACAGUUCAUCGAGUCAAUUGAUUUCUUACUAGAAAGAAAUAGCCAUUUGAGAUAUUUUGUUUUGACGGAUCAUGAGAAUCAAUACUUGUUGUCUCUGAAAAAAUCAAAAAAGGUUGCUAGGGAGAAUAAAUACCCAAUUAAUUACUUGUUGAAGUUGUUGGAUAACAAGUUGGUGACAGAGGAUCAGACAUUUUUGGAUGUUUUGGCAAGAGUAUUGCAGAUAUCAACUCGUCCGUUGUAUGCAUUGAAGAAGUCAGAAGGUAAGCCAGCACCAUUCGCUCCACCAUUCAUACCUGAAGAAAACAUAAGGUGUAUCAUUGCCAUUUUGACUGGUAAUGACUGUUCCAAUUCGACAUUUAGGAGGACUAUCAGUGCAAUGCAAAAUUUAUCCGUCUUGCAAAAUGUGCUGGAUAUUUUCAAGAAUGAGUUAUCUAAAAAGGCAACCGAGUACGGACAAAAGAUUAUUGCUGAUUUGAACAAACUAACCGCGGAUCUAGUUACUAGUGGUGACUUGAAUAGCAAAGCAUUCUCAAAAUUCAGUGCCCAUUCUUCAGAUCAAGCCAAACUACUUCGAGUAUUGACCGCUCUCGAUUACAUGUUUGAACACAAGGAUAAAGAUCAAGCUGAGAGAAAGAGUGAUGUUGAAGAGCUCACUGACCUCUAUAAAAAAUUGGCACUUGGUAACUUAUGGGAUUCGUUAAGUGAGUGCUUGAGAGUUUUGGAAAAGAACCCUCAAUUGCACAAUAUUGCUAAUGCAUUAUUGCCUUUGAUUGAAGCAUUAAUGGUUGUUUGUAAGCAUGGUAAAGUUCGUGAUCUUCAAAAUAAGGAGAAUGCUAAAUACGAAGUGAAAAAGAUUGAUUUCACCAAGGAGCCCAUUGAAUCUUUGUUUUUCUCCUUUACUGAUGAGCACAAAAAGAUAUUGAAUCAGAUGGUGAGAACUAAUCCAAAUUUGAUGAGUGGACCUUUUGGUAUGUUGGUCAAGAAUCCGAAAGUGUUGGAAUUUGAUAAUAAAAAGAAUUAUUUCGAUCGAAAACUUCACAAGGAUAAGCCGGAGAAUUCGAAAAUGUCAAUCAGCAUUCGUCGUGACCAAGUGUUUUUAGAUUCUUAUCGUGCAUUGUUCUUCAAGUCCAAAGAUGAAUUCAAGAACUCGAAAUUGGAGAUUAACUUCAAAGGUGAGCAAGGUAUUGAUGCUGGAGGUGUUACACGUGAAUGGUAUCAAGUUUUGAGUAGACAAAUGUUCAAUCCUGAUUAUGCUUUAUUUUUGCCGGUGGUUUCAGACAAAACAACCUUCCAUCCAAAUCGUACAUCAUAUGUGAAUCCUGAACAUUUAUCGUUCUUUAAAUUCAUUGGACGUAUUAUCGGUAAAGCAAUUUAUGAUAAUUGCUUUUUGGAUUGUCAUUUCUCAAGAGCAGUUUAUAAGCAGAUUUUGGGUCAGCCACAAUCAUUAAAGGAUAUGGAAACUUUGGAUCUUGAGUAUUACAAGUCACUUAUAUGGAUGUUGGAAAACGAUAUCACAGAUGUUAUUACUGAAACGCUUAGUGUUGAAACUGAUGAUUAUGGUGAACACAAAGUUAUUGAUUUGAUCCCCAACGGUUCCAACAUUCCCGUGACUGAAGAGAAUAAGCAAUUGUAUGUCAAAAAAGUGGUUGAGUAUAGAUUACAAACAUCGGUUGAAGAGCAAAUGGAGAAUUUCUUAAUUGGAUUCCAUGAAAUCAUUCCCAAGGAUUUAGUGGCAAUUUUUGAUGAAAAAGAAUUGGAACUUUUGAUUUCCGGAUUACCUGAUAUUGAUGUUCAUGAUUGGCAGUCACAUACCCAGUAUGUCAAUUACUCACCAUCCUCAGUGCAAAUACAGUGGUUCUGGAGAGCUGUCAAAUCAUUUGAUAAUGAAGAAAGGGCAAGAUUAUUGCAGUUUGCUACAGGUACUUCAAAAGUGCCCUUGAAUGGGUUCAAAGAAUUGACUGGUGCCAGUGGUACAUGUAAAUUUAGUAUCCAUCGUGAUUAUGGUGCAACUGACCGUUUACCAUCAUCGCAUACUUGUUUCAAUCAAAUCGAUUUACCAGCAUACGAAAACUACGAGACUUUAAGGGGUUCAUUGUUGAUGGCAAUCACUGAAGGUCAUGAAGGGUUCGGAUUAGCUUGA
Messenger RNA from Lodderomyces orthopsilosis Co 90-125, 9732 nucleotides. RefSeq names its product E3 ubiquitin-protein ligase (gene TOM1). Gene Ontology annotation, biological process: positive regulation of protein catabolic process; protein polyubiquitination; proteasome-mediated ubiquitin-dependent protein catabolic process. The record is from RefSeq and is a predicted model, not a curated record. The transcript has a single exon. The coding region runs from base 1 to 9732 and encodes 3243 amino acids. Gene Ontology annotation, molecular function: ubiquitin-protein transferase activity. NCBI's taxonomy places the organism in Eukaryota, Fungi, Ascomycota, Pichiomycetes, Serinales, Debaryomycetaceae.